Xiphophorus hellerii (green swordtail) is the source of this 2409-nucleotide messenger RNA. RefSeq names its product ras association domain-containing protein 1. The coding region runs from base 371 to 1468 and encodes 365 amino acids. The transcript is spliced from 7 exons. Gene Ontology annotation, cellular component: microtubule cytoskeleton; nucleus. NCBI's taxonomy places the organism in Eukaryota, Metazoa, Chordata, Actinopteri, Cyprinodontiformes, Poeciliidae. The record is from RefSeq and is a predicted model, not a curated record. Gene Ontology annotation, biological process: Ras protein signal transduction.
GCAACCAGCCCUUUCUCCCCCUACACGAAGACAUUCCGGAUGUCAUUGCAGCUCAGUCUCAUCUUUCACUCUCCGUUUUUUCACCCGCUUCCUCCUUGGGCGGCUCAGACCGACUCUCGGUGAUGUUCUGCCGUCACCUCCUCCGAGCCUCGCCGUCCCGUUAGCCGGCGAUGGUCGCCGAUGGUCGGCUGAUUUCCAGAGAUGUAGCCGGGGCAGCAACACCUCCACCACCUGGAAACAGUCCGACAUUUUUCUGCGGCAAGUUUUUUCUCUCCUCGGAUGGAAGGAGUUUUGAGACAAAGCGGCAAACACGGCGUGGUUUUCUCCUCUGUUCUGUGAUGACGUUGGAAGCUCACCUCUGACAGCCACGAUGUCUUGGGGCGAGUUCAUUGAGCUCCGGGACCUGAACUCCGGCAGAGAGCAGAUAGAACUGGCAGGCCCGCGUUCGCCGUGCUCUCCCCCACGCCUGGAGCGAACGAACGCCUUGAGGAUCAGCCCGGGGAAGGUGCCGGACCUGCUGAGCCGGGUGGGCAUCAUCCGGGUCCUGAGCAGCUCCCAGGAUCCCCAAUUUGUGGAGGAGAAAGGAGAGGGACACAACUUUCAGCCCUGCAGCCACGCUCAGCCAACAUGGUGCGACCUGUGCGGCGACUUCAUCUGGGGCCUUUACAAGCAGAGCCUGCGGUGUGUCAAUUGCAGAUUCACGUGCCACUACCGCUGCCGUGCGCUGAUUCGGCUGGACUGCAGCUGGGAGCGAGGCUCUACGGCGGACCUCACCGCUGUCGUGGAGCACACAAUCGAAACAGACACGAAUGUGGAUGAACAAAUCCAAUGUGAGAAACAGGAGCUAUCAACUGCUGAAAUUCUGCAGAAAGUGAAGGAAUACAACUCCCAGAUCAAUAGCAAUCUGUUCAUGAACAUGAACAAGGACGGGUCCUACACUGGUUUUGUGAAGGUUCAAUUCAAGCUAGUGCGCCCCGUGUCGGUCCCAGCGCCAAAGAAAGGAGGUGCUGAUGCUGGAGGGAAGCGAGCCAGCGGGGUGAAGCGUCGCACCUCCUUCUACCUGCCAAAGGACGCCUCCAAGCAUUUGCACAUAAGCUCCCGUACUUCUGCUCGCGAGGUCAUCGAGGCUCUGCUGAAAAAGUUUACUGUGGUAGACAAUCCCGGCAAGUUUGCACUGUUUGAGCGCAGCGAGCGCCACGACCAAGUUUAUGUUCGCAAGCUCUCUGACGACGAGCGUCCUCUCCGUUUACGCCUGAAUGCUGGACCCAACGAGAAGCUCCUCAGUUUUGUUCUCAAAGAAAAUGAAACUGGUGAAGUGAAUUGGCAUGCUUUCUCCAUGCCAGAGCUGAAGAACUUCCUGCUGAUCCUGCAGCGUGAGGAAGAGGAGCACGUCAAGCAGAUCGUACAGCGAUACACUUUGGCUCGCACCAAGAUGCUGGAGGCACUGUCCGGCUCGACGCCGGGCUGAAACCUCUCUGCGCACGGAGUUUGAUGUGCGGCGGCCUGGUUGGUCAGCUGUGACCGGACGCUGCUGCAUUCAAAGACUCCGGAGAAAACGGCAGAAGAAAAAACACCUCUUGGUUGAACGAGAGGGUGAGAUAGGGCGCAAGACUAUGAGAGAGUAAGAGCUAGCGCGUAUGUUGGUGUGAAAUGAUGCGAGAGAUGAGAAGUGCCUUACACCUGGAGAGUCUGAUGUGCCUGAGAGAAUGAGUUGAGCGGACUGAGACUGGCAGCCGGGACAGUGACGUUAUGCAACGGGUGCCGUCUGAUUAUUCUGGACCUCAGCUGACAGACUUCAUCUUAAAAAGCAAUGCAGCUUUUUUUUUUUUUAAAUCCUGUGAAAACUUAACAGCUUUAUUUUACUGUAACGGAGACAUUUCUAAAAACAAACAUCUAAAUUGACAUGUUCUUAAAGGGUAAAAUUCCCUUUUUUUCGCCCUCUGUUAAUUUUUAUUUCAAAUGCCCCAAAAAUCUUAGAUUCAGUCAACAUUACUGGAUUGUAAUUCUUCAUUUAAAAAAAAAAAAUUCCCUUGUCUGUAGCUGAAAGGUAUUUGAAUUUUCAUUGCAUCCAAGUCUGAAGAGCUGCCAUGUCCACUCCACACCCCUGAUGGGUGCAACUCUUUACUUAGCGGUCACUUUGUGAGUAUGACUGACGUAUGGACAUUUGUAUGAGAUUAUGAAUGUCAGAGAGCUGUGUAACAAGUCACUCUAUGUGACUGGAUUUGCCAUACUUGUGUUUAACUGGACGCUGCUUAUCAUUCCUUUCAUAUUUGUGUUUUUCUCUGUUAAUCACUAAAAUGUUUGUCUUCUGUUUUCUUCCACUUUUCCUGCACUUUUCCUGUUUUAAAUGUAGCAGUCUUAUGGAUGUCUGGCAGAUGUGCACAGCAUUUAAUAAAAAUAACAAAUUAA